Molecule: messenger RNA, 591 nt
Organism: Aureobasidium vineae
Lineage: Eukaryota; Fungi; Ascomycota; Dothideomycetes; Dothideales; Saccotheciaceae
Source: the annotation of a GenBank genome assembly
AUGCCUGUCGAACUAAGCUCUGUACCGAUCAGCGUUCGAGGCCGCUAUUUCUGGAGAGGGGAUGAGAGAAUUGCUCUAUACAAAGACCUCGCCAUUCCUGCAUUCCUGUCAGAGUACGGCUCGCAUACAGACCAACCUCGGCAGUUCUACGAUACCAAGGCUCUAUACUCAAACCCCAUGACCAGAGUUUUCUCUGGCGGUUGUGUUUACGACUUUGUGGAGGGUGGCAACCGCUACGGCCUAGUAGUAACACCAGGAACAAACUUACCGUUUGGACACUACCAGAGCAGCAAAGUGAUCGAGACACGAACCACGGACCAGGGCACUCUCUACAUCNUAUCAGACUUUGCAAACUACAAAGCAGCCCUGNCUGCGUCUACAGACAACGACCCGAGCUGGGGCGUCACAGAGUAUCCAGCGGCAGAGGGACACAACUUUGACGUUGCACAGAUGAGCUGGCCAUGGGGAGCCGAAUACCAAAUGCCUGCUAUGUGCAUAGACUGGGAUAAUCUUGAGAAGCUUGUCGGGCGCGAGAGGGAAUUGUCUCUCGGAACCACGACUCAGAAGCUCGAGGGUACAUCAAUCACUUGA